Messenger RNA from Amoebophrya sp. A120, 7423 nucleotides. The record is from the annotation of a GenBank genome assembly. Lineage: Eukaryota; Dinophyceae; Syndiniales; Amoebophryaceae.
AGAAGCACUGACUGCAUGGAGCUGCUUUUUCCUUCAAUAUUUCGAGUUCGACGUCGCUCAGGAAAAAAAUGAAGAAUCGAGAUAGCAGCGAGGGCGCAUUAUUUCUUUCCGGCUGGUGCAAAUGUUUCAAAGAUCCUGAUGAUGAGGCGGUUUUUUUUCUUGUCCGCAACAAGGACGACGUAUGUCGCAAGCGCUGUGGGGAAAGGUCUGAUAUUGCAGCUGGGGGCGGUAUGGCGUUCUCAAGCGUUACAUUCUCAACUGUUACAUGAUUUGUCAUGCAAAAUGAUCAUCAAGAUCCACACGAUCAAGCUGCUUCGCAUGACAAAUUUGCGAAUGGCUAAACAGCACCCAAAUCUGUUCGGAAUUUGUAAUGCUACAGGUGCAACCUCCCCCCUUUCACUUUUCCCAUUCUUGCAUGACAAAUCCAUGUAACACUUGAGAAUGUAACAGUUGAGAACGCCAUACGCGGGCCUUCUUCUCAAUUUUGUUCGACCAGUGUCGCCUGCCUCUGUCGUACUUUCUCGACAAGAAGGCAAGCAGGACGAGGAACAUUUUUGCUUUCCGAGUAGUGGUGCCGCUGGAGGCAUAACGUACGAGUACUGUUGCCUGGAGCUCCAUGGGGCCAGACACGAUGAUGCGAACCCCUGCUGGGACGUCGUUUACACGUAUGAGCUCUGCUGCCGACCGCAUGUUCAUCAUGCCGAAAAAACACAAGAAAGCGCCUUAGAUGAUGAGCUACACGAUGUUGAAGGAGCAGGAGACCUGAUUAGCACUGCAAGUGCUUCUUCCUCUACUGUGCAUCAAGGGAAAAACACAGGAAGCGCUGGGUUAAACAGUUUGAGCACAUCGAGCAGGAGGACUCUACACCUGCCGCUAGCAGCGCAGGGAGAGGAGGACGAUUCCCUUCUGGUCCUCGCCCCGGUGUCGUUCUCCGGAAAGGCGCGGAAGAAUUUUGCGGGAAAUCGAGACCAGGGCGACGAAGACGAACCCACCGAAGCGGAAAUUCUGGCCCGCCCCUUUUCUCCUGUGCUUUCGUCCAGCAAGGCCAGGCAUAGUGGAACUAGCGCUGCAGGAAAGAAGUUGGAGGACCAUAUCGCGGAUACUAAAAAAAUUGCAAGUGCGCAGCUGCAAGUUUCGACAAAUAAAGGAAGCCAGGAGGAAGUUCUUCCACCGCCGGUCACCGCGUACCGAAAAACCCUCGUGCCUGGAACGUCCACCGAACAAGCGGGACAUAGAAGAACGGCAGCACUUUCAUCCUCCACCGCCUCGUCCCGCUCGGACGCGAAAUUAUCUUUGUCCGCCUCGUUUAUGUCUUCAACGGGCGUUAGCAUACAGAAGGGUGAAUUUGCAGUGAAUUUGUAUUGCGUGGUGGCGUGAUGCAUGAAUUAAGGGGCAUAUGAAGAACACGAGGAGGACGCCAGGCAGUCAGCGUUCCGUGUAGUUGAAAGGUUAGCACUUGCCUGGUGCCAUUUGGAUGGUGACGCUCACUGUCAGAGCCUAAAGUAGAGACGCACGUCUUUGCUGCCUGGUGCGUUGCCAAGAAGCAAAGGCGGCCUGUGGCGGUCUCACAAUAUAACACUGCCUCUGCGGAGUCCAUAGUGGGUCGAGAGGGAGGGGGCCGAAGCCUCAACAGGAGAGGGGCACUGGGUCAACAUCUAAGUGGGUAGCUCUCACGGGUUGUGGCUGGCUCGGCUUGGAUGUCUGGAGACAUGUUGCAAUGGAUGCUAGCAUCGCCUGCGUUGCUCUGUAGCUCGUAUCUUCCCAGCUGUGUUCCUGCCUCAUCUUGUUCGGGUCCUCUAGUUUUCUUCGACGUGAUCCCCAGGUCAGAAAUUCUCCUGGUGAAUUUUGAGGCUUUUUCUUUUUGUUAAACUUUUCUGGAGCUCCAAAACCCGCAGUUUCUCAUGCGCUAGCGAAUUUUGAACAGGGACCGCAGGCCAAAACUCACUCACGCCCUUUUCAAAAUUCACCCCAAAACUCACCUGGCGCCCCUUUUCGACCGUGAUAAGCAAACUGCAGCGCAGGAAAGUGCUCAAAAAAGUCCGCAGAUAGGCCCUGGGAAGUGGGGCCGAUGGGAAAAGUCAAGCGCCCUCUGUUGCCUUCAGCGCGUCUAUAUUCUGCCAAAAAGGCCUGGAGAGUUCACGCGCCUGCCGGAUAGACGCGUCAAAGCUCUCGGCCUGGUCCUUUCGCCCUUGCUUUCGCGCCUUCGUCUUGCCUAAUUGCAUGCGCUCCGCGGCCCUUGUUUUUGACGUCUUUGCCGCCGCUGUUGCAGUGCUCUUAUGCGAGCACAGGAACAAGGCGCAAGGACAUGGCCAAAGAACGACGCCCAGGCCAUGUCCAGUUGCCCACUGCAUAGCCGGCGAGUUCUGCGGUGUGCAGAACGCUCUUCCCAGAAGGGCAAGAGGGACAAUGUCCCGGCGGACUUAUCUGCAAUUUGUCAUGCAAAAUUCACUAGAGAUUCGCCACGUCUCACGCUAACGCGUGUUCAAGCUCCACCGCCUCGUCCCGCUCGGACGCGAAAUUAUCUUUGUCCGCCUACUGUCCCCACUACCCCGGUUUUCCCCAAAUCAAAAAAAUUUUUUUGAACUGAUGCAACAACACGGCCGCCGGCUGCGCAGCCCGACCGGAUAGUGUCCGCUAGUGGAUCUUCUUCAAGGAUAAUCUCUGAUGCUGUUACAUAUGCAAAGGAGCAAGCGAGAUGGCGGCGCUCAAAAGUCAGCGCAUGAGCUGAUGGGGCAGCAGGCUUUGUGGAUGUGUGUGUGUAUCUAUUUCGGCCCGAUCCGCGUGUAGACUACUGCAACGCGGCCCCGCCGCACUGCUCGCGCUUGCUUGGCUGCGGGCAUGGUGCUGGAAAAGCGUGCUCUGCGAUGCUAACUCGGACGGGGCGCUGUUAUUCUGUUAGCGAUCCAACGCCCCGCCUGCCGUGCCGAGUGUUGAUUUGUGGGCGUCGGCCUGGAUUCGUCAGCCGCGCUGGCCCCUUGCCCGGGCCCACGUGGCCGCCGGACUUUGAAGGCCGCGCCCAACUUUUGAGGCCCCGGCCUCGCCGCUUCCCUGGAGGUCGUGCAUGCGUCCACUUUCGGGACGUUUCUGGUGCCCGUUUUGGUGGCCGCAAGUGCGUAGAUAGCCGCUUAGGGCCGAAAUCCCCAGCAUACGUUUUUUUUCUCGCCAACGUGUCCGAGCAUGCACUCAGGGAAACGCUGCCGGCCAGCCUCAAGUGGAGAACACAGGUCCACGGCAAGGGGCAUCGCGUGGGAGCCUUAGGUGGCCGGGGGGCGGGUCUGGCACGGGCGCCUUGCCCCGGGCGCUGCCCCGCGGGGCUCGAGCUGCUUGCGCCCCAAAAAGCCGGGCGGGGCGUUGCGCUUUUCAGCCUGUAGGAUAGAAAGAGAGGCGCACUGGGGUCGGUCAUGGAGAACAUCAGCAAGCUGCUCUGCCCUGAAGGAGGGGCGGCCGGCUGCGUCUGGACUCCGAGCCGCAGUGGCCUUUCUUAAAUUGCGCGCAUACUUCUCGAGGAGCUACCAAAGCAGUUCGUUGGCGCCACUAGCUACGCAAUCUCCUGGAUUCCAUAAAGCAACACACCCGGGGGGGCGCGCGCCUCGGUCUGGCCAUUCGCGGCGCAAGUCGGUUGCGAAGGGCCCGCCCUGCUUACAAUUGGAUCGAAAAAAAAAAAUUGUCUUUGGGGAAAACCGGGGUAGUGGGGACAGUUUUCCCUACCGUACACCGUGGCCUCGUCCCGCUCGGACGCGAAAUUAUCUUUGUCCGCCUACUGCUGGGCGCCAGUGCGCGAACUCAUCAGAUCGGCGCCGGAGGGGGAGCACGAGUUUGUCACCUAUCUGCGCUGGUUGGAGGAACACCAAAACCGCGGCGCGCCCUUGUCUGAUGUGCAGCUGCAGCAGUUCUGUUGUGCUCGCCCCGACGAUGACAAGGGCAGCUGUUUUCCGUACAGGGAUACGCAAUCAUGCAAAACUGUCUGGGGUGGGAGGAGUGCAGGAGGAGUUCGUCAUGCCAGAGCUAGCAGGUCUAGACAACUUCAACUUUGCAAUGCCUCCUCUGGUGCAUGUGGAGAACAACUCCCCUCUAGCUACUACUGGUACUGCUCCUCGGGGUAGCCAGACGUGGACAGCAUUUGCUGCUCCUGCGAAGAACAGAUGCUCUUGUUUGACUGGCAGAGAGCUGCAGGAUGUAACAUGUUUACUGCACCCAACCAGCCCUCCCAGAUCGAUUUUUGCAUUUGAUAGCCGAACAAAAAGGGGACCCGUCGUAUAAUUCCUCCGAGGCCUUUGAAGAUGACGGCACUUUCUUCGGAUGGAACUGGCCUGUACAGUUUGAAGCGGGUGUGAAGACGGCGCAGCAACUUCGCAUGGGCUUGAAGCAUGCGGAUUGUUGUUUUCCGCAGCUGCGCAAGAUGUUAGCCACUCCAUUGGAACAGCGACCGCAGUGGAUGCGCGAUGCCGUCGAAGAGGAUCUGGCGCACUGGCGAAGGUACUACAACAGGCAUAAAGCUGGAAGUAGUAAACCAGUACCAGAUGUUGAUGUUGAUCAAGAUAAGACCCAUUCCAUGUUGUUGCCGACGAGCCCACGCGACGAGCAUGAAAUAAGGCAAUUUAUUCAGCACACCGACGCGGCUACUGAGGCAAAAGCUGGGAGGAGGUUCGUGUCCCAAUACGUGGCUUCCUCGUUGGUGCAGCAAGUACUAGACCAAGCCCAACCACAUCCGCUGCAGCAUUACGGCGGACGCGACUACCGAGUGGCGGACCCGGAUCAUCCCCGACUAUGCGAGUAUUUCAUACAGUGGUGCCCCACCCGUCUGAUUGGACGGAGCUGCCCGGGAGCGCGUUCGAAAGCAGAACUCUUCUCCUGGCAAGAGGUCGAAGCUUGGCAGAUUGCCAAGCAAACGCAGGCGUGGUUCCUAGUCCUCCGACAUUCACCUGUCUAUGACUGCGGGGAAGUUCUACGGGCGUCAAAAGGGCGAGACAGUGAAGAGACAAAGAACGUCUACAACGCCACAGCGUUUCAGUCGGAGCGGAAAAGACGCGCACUCGCGAAGGCGGGCACCCAGAAGGCCACCCUGGGGAUGCGGUUCUACCAAAAUUUGAUCCCCGAAGUAUUGGACCUCGCGACGGGGGUGGUGGCUGGACGUGGUGCAAGUGCGGCGCAAGAAGGAAAAGAUGGAAAAUUUCCUUCCAUUGACGACCUUCCAGUGGUCUCCUGGACGCGAUCCAUCUUUCCCGGGACUGCGAGCGACACCGCGCUUUCACUUCCGCUCGUGUACAACCUGCAUACCAGCUGGUUUCGAAAGUACGAACAGGAGAUACGGCUGAACUACGUCCCCUGGGAAAAGCGGCGGCCCGAGUUCUUCUUCCGGGGAACGCCUUCGAUAGCCAGCGCCCACUGGAACUGGACCGCCGUGCACGACGGAGAAUUCUGUAACGGAAUGCCGAGCAGUGGGCGGGACGACUGCACACACUAUCCUACUGACUCCACUGUGCUGACGGAAGAUGUCAACGCAAUAGAGGAGGAAUCGCCAGAUGCGGAGGCGGGAUUUUCCGACCCAUUCCGUGGGGUGUAUUUCCGGCGUCUCAUGCGUGACGAUGCAGUGCUGUGGGAGAAGGUCCGCACAUCGGUUGUAGCAACGGGCGACUGGCAGGGCACCAAGAAGUUUCUGCGCGAUUUAGAUGAGCGAAGUAAAACAGCCACUAUUGCGCAACGUCAAGAAGACGUGUCCAUAAUGCACGACCAGCAGCCGAUGAAACAAGGAACCACGACACAGAGAGCGACCUUUAGAGCAGAAACGGCUCCUCCGCCGGCGGGAGGGCCAGAGCCGGUCGCGGCGACGGACCUCCCGUCACUUACGCGUCUGCUAGAGGCACGGUACGGGCUGAAAGAACAGGAAUCCCAGAGAAUGCUGCGUCGCGUACCCAAUGAGAUGUAUCCGGCCACCAACGUCGCCCGAGCCUUGCUAGGGCGGAUGGCCAACGCAGAGCCCCCAGAAGCCAGCGCUUCUGCGUCUGAUAAAGUGCUCCUCGCUGCCCAAGAACUACACACGGAGCUAACCGAGAAGUAUCCGUUCUUAUUUGACGAGACCAAGUCCGACUUUUUCUUUGACGUAAAGUUGACCUCGUGGCCGGUACAGGUCGAGUUUGAUCCGGAGACGGAUUUUGCAUCGUUUGCGGCCGACGGUAAGGCUGCGCAGCAGGUGUUCACGGAGCAGACGGCUGCGGUGCAGCGAGCAUUGCACUCACUGGCGAUGCCGGACGGCGGCGGAGGCGGACGCAGCCACGCAGGCGGGGGACAAAUGUGGAACCGGGACGACAGUGCCCCCGCUGCUGCCGCUGAGAAUUCCACCCCGCCGCAGUUCCCUCCGGGGAGUGGCACCGGGCCCAUUGGCGCGGUGUUUCGACGCGCCGCUGAACUUGCACAUUCCUCGCCAACAGCGAACACCACGGAGGCGGAGGACCGGGAAGCGGUUCGAGCGCAAUUGUUGUCUCGCCUCGAACGGUUACAGACGAAAUACAACGAACGUUUUGGACGAGACCGAGAGCAGACAAGGUCGGAAACUAAAAGGGACGAGGAGGAUCAUAUUCAUAUCAAGGACGAAAGCGGCGCAGUCUUGCCUAGUACUUCCACCAACUUGUCUGCUGAGCAGAAAACAUCGGACGCCAAACGGAAUAACAGCAAGCCGAAGAGGCGCGGCAAAGUCGAAAACCAAGCUUUGAAUGUUCCGCUGAAAAAUCAGCUUGACUACAAGUAUAAUUUUAUCGUAUUUAAUAACGUCCCCACCCCAGAGUUGUCAUGCAAAUCUGCAUGCCAAAAAAGUUUUUCAUGUGACCACUACAUGAUGAUGAUGAUGUACCUGUGGCGCUGGGAGCGGGUGACCACUACAUGAUGAUGAUGAUGUGACGCCCCAUGGGUGCCAUUUUCUAGUCGUUUUUUGGAAUUUGUGAUGCUAGAAUCAGCAUGAUGCGCUAGAUCUGUGAUGCUUCGGAACUAGCUAAACUAACAGGAUUACACUACGAGGGCAAACUUGUCAUGCGAAACAGCCGGAGCUGGUUGAUUUGUCUAGCAGUUUCCCCAUCUUGACUCUGGUGUGGGGACGUUUUUACUCAGGAUAAAUUUUCACGAUAACGUGUCGACGCGCGACGUGUGGUGCUUUCUCGCGGGCCAGGUCCUAUUUCGUGCCAUGUUUCGCUACGAUUCCGCGGUGGACAAGAUCUUCCACCCGUACGAGCACUACAUUCCACUGCGCCGAGAUUUGCGAGAUUUUUAUGAAAAAAUGAAUUUCAUCGUGGAGCACGAUGCGUGGGCACGGAAGAUUGCCGAGCGUGGGCGGAGGCUGGCGCAGGAGGUUUUCAAUUUAGAGACGAACUAUUGGUACAUGCACACCCUUGCGCUCUCCCUGGGCCUGCUGCAAGGAGGGUACAACUUCUAG